UUGAAGUAUCCAGUAAAUGUCACACAUUAAUCAAUUUUGAAAAUAUACAAACUCCCCUAAGACAGUGAACCACAUUGAAAUGGAUUUUACAAUGCAGCUUCGACGCGUUCCCUCAAAAACAAAAAUAAAGUUGACAAAUUCAAAAAAAUCAUGCAAGAAGCGAAAACAACAGAAUUGCAGAAAGAACGACAAGUGUGUGUGUAUGCCGAUGCAGCUUAGCACCUUCGAAUUUCCCCGAAUUUGGAAAGAACUGCGUCUCAAAAACCAGCUUUGCGACGGGAUCGUCCACUGUGUCGACGGCACCGAAUUCAAAAUCCACCGAGCCAUCCUCUCGGCCGCCAGCCCCUACUUUCGAGCCCUUUUCACCAACUCGAUCAAUCGCGGCCAGCCCGAAACCUACGAGGCCAACGUGAGCAUCCCGGGGAAAAUUUUCGCACUGCUCCUGGACUUUGCCUACACGGGGAGUUGCUCGAUAAGCUCCUCGAACGUGGAGAACUUGCUCAAGUUUGCCGACAGAUAUGAGAUCCUCGGAGUGGUCCAAAUGUGCUGCAGGUAUUUGCUGGAUGAAUUAAGUCCGACGAAUUGCUUGGGGAUUUUGCACUUUGCCAAUCAGUAUUUCUGCAGCGAUUUGGUGAAGCGAGGACAAAGAUUUGUCAAACAUAACUUUGCCAAAGUUUUGGCCGAAAGCAGCGAAUUUGUCCAUCUGGACAAGAACGAACUCAAGGAGAUCAUAUCUGACGAUGAAUUGAAUAUAAAACAUGAGGAAAUUGUUUUUGAUGCCAUUAUGAAGUGGAUCAAUUUUUGUCCAAACAGUCGGAAAAUUCACUUCUUUGACUUGCUGAGGUGUAUCAGAUUUGGAAAUAUGUUGAGGGAGAAUAUUCUUAUAAUAUCCAAACACCAAUUAGUUGAAGAAAAACCUGAAUGUAAAGAGUACAUGGAAAAAGUUGUUGUUCAGACUGAACUUGUCGCUUAUCCAGGGAAAGUCGAUGUUAACAAUAUCCUGUUUCGUCCUAGAAUCUCCUACGAUGUUCUUUUCGCAAUUGGGGGUUGGAGUGCAGGAAGUCCGACGAAUUUUGUCGAAACUUAUGAUAUUCGAGCUGAUCGAUGGCUCCUCUCUUCAGACACAGAUUCCUUUCCUAGAGCUUAUCAUGGGUUGUGUACCUUAAAUGGGAUCAUUUAUGUGAUUGGAGGCUUUGAUGGGAACCAAUAUUUCAACACAGUUCGGCGAUUUGAUCCAGUGAACCAUACGUGGAGCGAAUGUGCAUGUAUGUACCAUCAUCGGUGUUAUGUGAGUGUUGUAAUGGCCGAUGGCAAGAUAUAUGCAAUGGGAGGGUAUAAUGGGAGAAACAGGAUGAACACAGCCGAAAGAUAUGACUCAAUGAAAAAUCAAUGGGAGAUGAUUCCCCCGAUGCAGAAGCAAAGGUCGGAUGCCAGUGCUGCCACUCUAAACGAAAAAAUUUACAUAGUUGGGGGCUUCAAUGGCCAGGAAGUGAUGCGAUCAGCUGAAGUUUUCGACAUAAAGACAAACCAAUGGUCUUACAUCCCUCAAAUGAUAUCGGCGCGAUCCGGAGUUUCAUUGGUGGUUUACGAUAACACUUUGUAUGCACUGGGGGGUUUUAACGGUUACGUGAGACUCACAAGUGGUGAGAAAUACAUUCCCGGAGAGUCUCCAUGGUGGACGGAAAUAUCGGAGAUGAUGACACCUCGCAGUAAUUUUGCUACGGUUAUCUUAGAUGACUACAUCUAUGUCAUAGGAGGGUUCAAUGACAACUUCGUGUCAGGUUCCUCGACUAUCAACUUUGUGGAGUAUUACGAUCCGGAAGCUGAUGACUGGUAUGAUGCUUCACCAAUGAAUUUGAACAGAUCGGCUUUGAGUGCUUGCGUUAUUAGUGGAUUACCUAACACCAAAGAUUAUUCUAUAUUGGGACGAAGUCAACAGGAAUGGGGACAAGGAGCUGAAAUUGGGACGAAUUAAAUUAAUGUGUUCGAAGAUUGAAAAUAUGUGGUUCUUGCCUUUUUUAUCUAUACUUGUUUAUUUUUUAAAUUUGUCAGUUUUACACAAUAAAUGUAACAUUUGAUA
This is a messenger RNA of Tribolium madens (black flour beetle), 2080 nucleotides long. RefSeq names its product kelch-like protein 10. The transcript is spliced from 4 exons. The record is from RefSeq and is a predicted model, not a curated record. Bases 80 to 1975 code for a protein of 631 amino acids. Gene Ontology annotation, molecular function: protein binding. Lineage: Eukaryota; Metazoa; Arthropoda; Insecta; Coleoptera; Tenebrionidae.